CCCCACCUUGUUUCGGUCACAUGACGUGAGCUUACGAAGAUGGUGGAAGUUUCUUCUUCCUUGAAGUGAAAGCCCCGACUGAAACCCAAACAUCCCGCUGACCGAGGGCUGGGAGUUCACUGCACCUUUACCAGUUUAACAUCGUCCCUUGGGAUCCGGGCCUUCAUCCCAGCCCUAUGUCAUGGCCAGUGGAGUCACCAGGUCGGGUACCUCCAAUGGCUACCCUAUGAAGGCACAACUGCAAAUCAUUGUGCUCUCAGCAAAACUGAAAGAGAACAAGAAAAACUGGUUUGGUCCCAGUCCUUAUGUGGAAGUGACAGUCGAAGGCCAGUCCAAGAAAACAGAGAAAUGCAACAACACCCACAGCCCCAAGUGGAAGCAGCCGCUCACUGUGAUCGUGACUCCAUUCAGCAAACUCUCGUUUCGCGUGUGGAGCCACCAGACCCUAAAGUCGGACGUGUUGCUGGGCAUGGCCACGCUGGACAUCAGUGACACGCUCAAGGCUAAUGACAUGAAAAUCUCUGAGGUGGUGCAGACCUUACAGCUGUGUGCAGACAGAGAUCAGUCAGAUGUGGUGGGAGAUCUGUCUGUCUGCCUGGACGGCAUGACCGUUGACCCUGAGAUGUUUGCCAUGGCCAAGGCUGACCAUCACAGUACAUCAAAUGGGGAAUCACAGCCUAAUGGAGAUCAUGCCAUGCCAAAGCACAGUCGAGACAGCUCUCCAGCUGUGGAUGGUGUGGAUCAUAAGUCUUCUCCCAGUGGCUUGAGGUCGGUGAACAGCACUGGGUCUCCCAUAGUGUCAUUAGGGGUCUCGAAGCCUCUCCGACCACCUAGGCCCUCCAGACCUCCUCCUCCAACCCCCCGCAGACCCACCUCUUCACCAGCAUCUUCCAGCAACGGCUCUGCACCAGCUGAUGGCAGUGAUGGGCAGUCAGGUUCUGAUACACCUGUACGAACACCGGCCUCAGGACCCUCAUCAACCCCAGACUCAAGUCCGUCAGCAGGCUCAGACAGAAACUCCACACCGGCCUCCAGCUCUGGAGCUACAGCAACCAGACAGCCAACCAUCACCCCUGUGGUCACUCCCAGGGUCCCUGCUGUCAACGCUGGGCCGUUACCCCCUGGGUGGGAACAGAGAGUGGAUCAGAACGGCAGGGUCUAUUUUGUCGACCAUGUGGAAAAGAGGACAACAUGGGAACGCCCUGAACCAUUGCCUCCUGGCUGGGAGCGCCGUGUUGACCAGAUGGGGCGUGUCUACUUUGUUGACCACAUCACACGAACCACCACGUGGCAGCGCCCCACAAUGGAGACGGUGCGUAACUACGAGCAGUGGCAACACCAGCGAAGCCAGCUGCAGGGCGCCAUGCAGCAGUUCAACCAGAGGUUCAUAUUCGGGCUACAAGACCAGGUCUCAGCCACUCAGAAUAAGGAGUUUGAUCCUCUCGGGCCUCUGCCACAUGGAUGGGAGAAGAGAACGGACACCAAUGGCAGAGUUUAUUUUGUACACCACCCUACACGGUCAACACAGUGGGAGGACCCGCGAACACAGGGGUUGCUCAAUGAGAAGCCACUUCCAGAGGGCUGGGAGAUGAGGUUCACAGUUGAUGGUAUUCCCUACUUUGUAGACCACAACAGGAGAACCACCACUUACAUCGACCCUCGCACUGGAAAGUCCUCACUGGAAAACGGACCUCAGAUCACCUAUGUCCGAGACUUCAAAGCCAAAGUACAGUACUUCAGAUUCUGGUGCCAGCAACUGUCACUGCCUCAACACAUCAAGAUCACUGUAUCCAGAAAAACCCUGUUUGAGGACUCCUUCCAACAGAUAAUGAGCUUUAAUGCUCAAGAUUUGCGAAGGAGACUAUGGAUCAUCUUCCCUGGAGAGGAGGGCCUCGAUUAUGGAGGGGUUGCCAGGGAGUGGUUCUUCCUUUUGUCCCAUGAGGUCUUGAACCCCAUGUACUGCCUGUUUGAAUAUGCCGGUAAAGAUAACUACUGUCUCCAGAUCAACCCUGCCUCCUACAUCAACCCUGACCAUCUCAAGUAUUUCAAGUUCAUAGGACGCUUCAUCGCCAUGGCUCUUUUCCAUGGCAAGUUCAUCGACACUGGUUUCUCACUGCCAUUUUACAAGCGCAUCCUUAACAAGCCCUUGGCCCUCAAAGAUCUGGAGUCAAUAGACCCUGAGUUUUACAACUCCCUCAUUUGGAUCAAGGAUAAUGACAUUGAGGAGUGCGGGCUGGAGAUGUUCUUCUCUGUUGACAAAGAGAUCCUUGGGGAAAUCACCACCCAUGAGCUGAAACCAGGAGGAGGAGACAUCCAAGUCACUGAGGAGAACAAGGAGGAGUACAUCAGGCUGGUAGCAGAGUGGAGGCUGUCCAGAGGAGUAGAAGAGCAGACACAGGCUUUCUUUGAAGGCUUCAAUGAGGUCCUCCCUCAGCAGUACCUGCAGUACUUUGAUGCCAAAGAGCUGGAGGUAAUGCUGUGUGGUAUGCAGGAGAUUGACCUUGCAGAUUGGCAAAGGAACACUAUCUACAGACAUUAUGCUCGCAGCAGCAAACAGAUCAUCUGGUUCUGGCAGUUCAUAAAGGAGAUGGAUAAUGAGAAGAGGAUGAGGCUGCUGCAGUUUGUCACUGGCACCUGUCGCCUGCCUGUAGGAGGCUUUGCUGACCUUAUGGGAAGCAAUGGUCCUCAGAAGUUCUGUAUUGAGAAGGUGGGAAAAGAAAACUGGCUUCCCAGAAGUCACACAUGCUUUAACAGACUGGACUUGCCGCCCUACAAGAGCUACGAGCAGCUAAAGGAGAAGCUGAUGUUCGCCAUCGAGGAGACAGAGGGCUUCGGACAGGAGUGAGAGAAACCAGGAGAGGUUGAGUAAUGGGUGCAGGAGUCUGAAGGAACGAAGACCACCAGUGUUCAAAUCAGGGAGCCUCUUCAGAAUAGGGGGGGUAUUUUGUGCGUUAGUAUCCAUGCAUGUUUGCACCUGUAUGGUACUUCUAUGGGUGCAUGUGCGAGACUAUAUGUCAUUGCAAAGGAGCAGGGAUUUGGGAACUGGCGUCUACUGUGCACGCCGUGCUCUCAGCAGGCCUCUCAAUGCCUGACUGGUACGUGAAUAAUUUUGUAUUCUUUUAAACCAAAACACAGAAGCUGAUCCUGUCUCAGAAUGUGCACCAAAUUAUGCAUGGGGUCCUGAAAACUCACCCUCAAUGACAUCUGUUUAAUAAGACUGCAGUAGUUUUUCUUCCCCACAUGUGAUCAUGUAACGGCAUGCAUCAGGGUGACCUUGGAGCUACAGUCAAAAUCUCAUAAUCAGAAAGGUCACAGAUUUCUUCUCAUUAAGUUGCAGAGGGUGCACUUAUUUUAAAACAGGGUUAUGUUUCACCAAAAAGUAAACUUUGUUGCUCUAAGAUUGUUUUUUUUUUUGUUUGUUUUUUUUUUUGCAUAAGAAAAGAGUUUGGCCCACUUUGAGCAUCAACCCCAUCAUUCUGAUUUCCCAUCAUGCCCUUAAAUCCCUCACAUUUUUAUCUGCAUCUCUCAUGACUAAAGUAGAUCUUUUUGAACAGUAACACAUGAUUUUAAUAGAUGAUAACUCUGACUCUGUGAACUUCUAAAAAGUAGUGCUCCAAAUUAACGCUUAAAUAACAGACAAUCUUAGUGCUUCAGAGAUUUGGGAGACAUGUCUAAUCUAAUUAACAAGAGAGAAACAGUUUUGUGUUCCUGCUUCUGUUAUAGUAUUUGAUCUGUGAAUGACUUAAUGAUUGUGAAAAGUGUUGUAACCUCCAUAAUUUAUAGUGGUGGAAAAUGCAAAAGACUUCAGUAGAAGUUAAACUGACCCUAGUUUUAUAGGGUCAGAGACUAUACUGGAUGGGACAUCAUAGUUUUUAGAGUAUUCUGAGAAUCUUGUAGUUUUUUCAUCUUAAUAUCAGCUCCAGACAUUUUACACCUUCCUUCUGUUGAUUUGUGGAGCAGUCCCGUCGAAGACACGAUCCCGAGGAAAUCUGAUGAGGAUGAAGAAAGUAUUUUAAGAUGGUGUGUAUUCACCAAAAUCAAGUCAAACCAAAUCAAAUUUGACAUUUUGAAAUCCUGUGAGAAACUUUGUGUAGCUCUUCAUACACAUGUAGCACCUGAAUGUUAGUGAUAGAGCUGCUAUCUUAUCUGAACCCCCGUAGAAAACCACAAAACAAGUAGGAAAAAUUUAUAAAAUUUGUGGUGCGGUUGGUGGUAUUUAAAACUUUUGUCUUCCAUUUUUGACUUGAAGGAACAUUUUACCUCUGAGUAUUUUCACCUCCUAACAGUCAGAAUUCCUCUCAUGUCAUUUCCAAGAUACUGCUACAGAGAAACAAUUCAUGUGAUUAUGCUUUCAUUUGUGAAGAUGUGUUAUUUUAGGUAAAGAUACUUACUAUGACUUUUGGAUCCCAAGAAGAGCUGAUUUUUGCUCUUUGAUAUACAGAUGUGCAAGUGCUCAAAGACAACUCCAACUGCUUUACCAAUGUAGAAUCCAGCAUUAGGUGUGUACAGAAAUAGUCCUCAUCAUAUAACUGCAAAUUGUUGUUUGGUUUGGUUUGGCUGACGUUACACAGCAUCUAUUCAACAGUAACAGAUGAUUUAUCUCAUUUAUCUAUCUGAAAUAAAAAGACCAGGUAGUGUGGUUUCUCAUUUUGGAGUGUCCUUUUGAAUUAUUUAUUAAACUCACCAAAAAGACAGAUUUGGUUACUGAUGAACUUUGGAUUCAGGUGUUGUUUGUCUGACGAAGCACCGCACUUUUAAAAAAACGUCCCUCCACUUUUUCUGACAGCAUGUGGGACCUCCAGUCUCGGUUAGUAACACCAGGCUUUUUGAUUUCACAUGCUUGUCGAGGUGGUCUUUGGUGUUUGUCAUUAGCCUUCAGGUAGCCUUAUUUCCUCCCUCAGGCAUCUGGUAUCCUUUUUAGCAGCUUGAUGUCAGCAGAGAUGAUCGAUCAUGCAGGCUUUAUAGUUAAUGGAAUUCUCUGGAUGCUGGCUCUGCUUAGUCCUCCUGCUGUGGAGAAGUAACUAGACCAAGAGGAGUUUGAAGUUUUGAAAUUCUUAUGAAGAAACUGCACCAAUGAGGAAAAAGCUGUGAGACCUGAACUGAUGGCUAAGCGUGACUUCAGCUGGAAUAACAAAUACUGAGACAAAGUCAGUGUAAUAUAACAAAUGUAACAUGAAUAGUUGAUUGGUUAAGUUGCCUAUUUACAUUUUUGCCUCAGAUUGUUACUUCUAAUGCAGAGUGUUGUUUUAAUCUUGUUCUGGGUCGAUCACAUAAUAAAAUCCCGGGGAUAUAGUAACUAAGCAAAUAUGUAAAUAUCAAAUUCAUUUUGUUUGUCCAUUUGUUUUCCAGAAUCCUCCAUGUACAACUAAACCACUGUCACUCUCCUGUAUAUGAAAACAAGUUGUAAAUGGUGUCAAUAACAAAUUUUCUUUUGUAAAAGAAUGGUUUUAAUAAGAGGUUUAUGGUAACACUAUAUUUUCUUUUCUGUGUUUAAUUUCUGAUGUACAUGAAAGAUGUGUAAUAUAGAAAUUGUCACCUUAAUAAAUUAAAUCAGAAAUGUG
Molecule: messenger RNA, 5561 nt
Organism: Lates calcarifer (barramundi perch)
Lineage: Eukaryota; Metazoa; Chordata; Actinopteri; Centropomidae
Gene: itchb
Product: itchy E3 ubiquitin protein ligase b
Exons: 24
Coding region: 182-2845 (887 amino acids)
Biological process (GO): protein K63-linked ubiquitination; protein K48-linked ubiquitination; ubiquitin-dependent protein catabolic process
Molecular function (GO): ubiquitin protein ligase activity; protein binding
Source: RefSeq, a predicted model, not a curated record